AUGGGUAUCGAAAAAGGCAAUCACAAGGAGCCAACUACAGACGAGAGGAAGCCCCUCGCAAAGUGCAAAAGCUUCUCUUUCUGGUUCAGUUUUGUUUGUUACAUAGCCGGUUCUAUUGUUGGGUUCGUUUGGUUUCACAAAGUGAACUCUCGCGAAAAACCAGUUCCGAAGAUAGAACUAGCUUCUAUGGAUUUCACUGUGCUUAAUAUCACAGACACUCGUUUAAGUGCAAAGUGGGAUGUGUCGAUACGGAUCCCCUACGAUCUUCCUGGUUGCUAUAUAUGUCUUCAAGGAGACUUUCAAGCUUCCUUCAUGUACAAGGAUGUUACUCUUGCUACCUCUUCCCCACAAAAAUACAACAAUCUCAAAUACCGUGAAGCUCAGGUUCUUAAGGUUUCAGCAGGUGUCUCGGGAGAAGAUAUUGAGGGUUUGAUAGUUAAAGAUAUAACUGAAGAUAUGAAAGAGAAGAAGGAAGUGCGGUUUGGAACGCGUUUUUAUCUCACUGAUUGCAGGGAAAAGACAACUGGUACUAUGAGAUACGCAUGUGAUGAUGUCACGUUGCGAUUCGAACCAGGUUCCGAGAUGAAGGCGGCUUUGUUUGGGAAGAACCCUAGCUGUGUCAAUUAUUGACCUAACUCCACGUCAUCGCCAGUUCAUUGCCUUUUGUUUUUCUUUUUUGUUUUUUGUGUUUUUCAUCGGAUGAUUGUUACGUUGGAAAAUAUUAGGGUUUUACUUCCUGUUUUCUCUGG
Molecule: messenger RNA, 749 nt
Organism: Brassica napus (rape)
Lineage: Eukaryota; Viridiplantae; Streptophyta; Magnoliopsida; Brassicales; Brassicaceae
Exons: 2
Coding region: 1-630 (209 amino acids)
Source: RefSeq, a predicted model, not a curated record